This is a messenger RNA of Chinchilla lanigera (long-tailed chinchilla), 4639 nucleotides long. RefSeq lists its product as uncharacterized. Lineage: Eukaryota; Metazoa; Chordata; Mammalia; Rodentia; Chinchillidae. The record is from RefSeq and is a predicted model, not a curated record. The coding region runs from base 735 to 1715 and encodes 326 amino acids. The transcript is spliced from 6 exons.
CUCGGGCCGGCCGGCCGCCGGGUCCUCCCGGCCGGGGCAACGGGCAGGCUCCGAGCAGAAGGCGGCGGACCUGGGCGGCCACAGGUUGUUCUGCCUCUUUGGCGUCCCUGAGGUUCCAACUGAAUCUAGGAGCGGUUGCUAUGGCUACACGUGGAUGUCGGCACAGCCGCAGGCGCUCAGGCUUGCACAAGUGAUUCAACUUAGCACUGAACUCUGCAGUACAGCCAGGAUGAAUCAGGCCAGAAGAAGUAAGAACUGGCCUCCUCUGGAGACCCGGGGUGCCGAUGCCCCUGUGUGUGAGCGCCAGGCCUUCCUGGGUAGGAGCCAUGCUGAAACGCUGCAUGGAGCUAGAUGGACUGCAGCUCACAGCAGUCACAGCCCCUUCUGUGGGGAGCAGUCCAUAGGUGAAGUCUCAGAGUGACAUCCCAGGCCUGGCCUCAGCAUGCAUCACCCAAGCUGUUCUCCAGGUCCCCGAGCGUCACUGCUGGAAGGGAGAGCUGGGGUUACUGUUACAAAGCCGCUGGGCGUUUCAGCUGCAAUCUCUUACUGCCCAGCCUGUGACCUCGGGUGGCAUGGAAGAGCCAGAGGAUCAUCAGGAAGGACCUGAGCUGGGCAUGGUAGCACACACCUGUGAUCCCACACUGUGGAGGCUGAGGCAGGAGGAUCCCAAGUUCAAGGCCAGCCUGGGCUACAUGGUGACACCCUGUCUCAGAAAAGCAAUAAGUAAAUAAACAAUGGGGUGUUCCAAGCCGGCGCUGUCUCUGUGGAUCUUCCCUGGGUCAGCCUGGCUCUGGCACAGGACAGGACGUCCACAGAAUGAGAUCAGUGCACACUGGGGACCUGGCCUGGGUUCUGCUGUCUGUGACAGUUCUGAUCGCGGCUGUGGCCCCUCCCCCAUUGCCCUCCCUUGUACCUUUCACAGCACCUGGAGGACAGGGAAGAUGGAGCACAGCAACCCAUGUUCUCUUCCCGGGCUGGACCGGACCCAUCUGCUAGGCACAAGAGGGCCAGAGAGGGAGGCAGCGCCCCUCCAAGGAGCCUUUGUGCUCUGCAGCACUGAACUCGGGGUGGGCGGACUCCUGGGGAUCCGCCUGCCUCAGCCUCCCAAGCACUGGCAUGACAGGUUUGUGCCAAGACGUCUGGCCUGUUUUUACUUUGAAGUGCAAGAAGUGCCUCUGUUAUUUCUUCCACUUGGAAUUGUCUUCUUUGGGUCGCGCUGUGAUCCUGCCCAUCAGCGGUCCCCCACUGACUCCUGUGUCCCCGGCAUCCGGCCGCUGCCGGCUCUGUGCUUUCCACUUCCCUCCCCCAGGACCGCAGGCCCUCGAGCCCCUGCCAGUCCCCACUUUCCUGCAGCUCUGUUUUUUUUGGUUUUUCUCCGGUACCAGGAACCGAACUCACGACCUUGCGCUUGCCAGGCAGGCGCUUUUGCCGCUGAGCUAAAUCCCCAGCCCCCUGCAGCUCUGUUUGACACCAAAGCCUUUUUUAAUCGACUCAUUUCCAUAGACUCUUUCAAGGUGCCUGGAAGACCGUUAGGCCCUGCGAGCCCAGCAGGGCUGCGCUUUAUUGUCCCGCAGUGUGGAAGAGUAGCCAGAGCUCACAAUAGCACCCUCCUCAUAGAGUGUUUCAGAAGACUGUGUUCAUCCCUAGGCGAUUAUCUCCUGCUACCCGGCCAUUGCAAAAGCUCGAUUAGCAUCACAAGAAAGCCCCUUUGCUGAUCCACAAACGCGCGGGGAGAGGAGGCCAAGAACCAUGGCUGUCGCAUGUGAGGAGUUCCAGAGUGAGUCUGCUGUGAGUGACACAGUGGCCUUUUCUGUGGCCUCUUCACCCCAGCUAUCUGCUUCUGAUUCCUGCAAGUGUUCAUUUCAUUUUAUCUCUUUUGGUUUUUUGAGACACGAUCUUGAACUCACUACAUCACCCAGGCUGUCUUUGGACUCAUGGUGACCCUCCUGCUUCAGCCUCCUGAGUGCUGGGUUGACGGGUGUGCUGUGUUAAGUGGUGCUGAUUAAGCAUACAUUUUUUCCUUUCUUUUUCAUUUUUCUUUGCAGUGCUGAGGCUCACAUUCAGGGCCUUAUUCCUGGGAAUCUCUACCACGGAACUACACCUCUGGCCCUAAGCACCAAUUGUGAUUAGAAAAAAAUGAGAUCACACACCUGUUCCUUAGUUCUCCAUGUGAGGAAAACUGCCAAUGGUGAAACGCCUCUUAUACAUGCCGCUUUUGGGCCUCUAUGUCCCAGGCACUGCUGGUCUUCCGUGCCCUUUGUCCUCCUCUCCCUUCCGCAAGGCUCACAAAGGACUCGAGGUCCAACAAGGCGCUCUGGGGCGGGGACCGCUCUGUGCUGGGCCCCGUAAGUGCCUGUGUCCCACAGCAUCCGGCACGCAGCUGCUCGCUGAGUGACUGAGUGAGUGAAUGCGUGAAUGAAAGAGUGAGUGAGCUACAGUGCUUCUGGCCAGCAGCAGAUGGCACUGACCAUCUCCACCUCACGGAGAGGAGGGAAGCUUAGAAAAGAGAAGGGGCCUCUGGGGGAGCUGCUGCCGCUCUGGGGGCCCCGAAGCCCGCGCUGUGGACCCAGCAGUAGGCCCUGUGCUGCGCGCUCAGUCUGGCGCUCUGAGCCCUGGCCUCUCGGCCCUUUGCUCCUGCUCUGAGCAGACCCGUCCCUGUGCCCCUGGGGCUUCAGGUGCUUCUCGGCUCUGUCUGCUCUCGGCCGGGUGCCCCAGCCCAGAUGUUCAGGGUGGACAUGGCCCAGGCUGCGGGGGGCAGCGAGCAGCCACCCUGCUUGUCCCACUGCGGCAGUGCAGCCGCUGGAGCUCAGUGCCGGGAUGCGUCAAGCCCUGCCCGACCUCCGUGGUCUCCUGCGGUGUUUUCUGCCACCACCGCCUGGAACUGGGCAUGCAGUGGGCCCUGCUCCUGCCACUGCUUUGUGUCUCCACGUUCUUCCUGAACGGUGGCCUUUGGGGGUCUCUGCACCUGCGAUCCCACAUCUGCCCUCCCAUGGCUUGCACGGUGUGUGUGCGCGCGUGCACCCGAGUUAUUGGGGAAUGAACCCAGGACCUCCACAUUGAGCCACACCCCCAACCCUUCUUAUUUUUAAUUAUUAGUUUGAAGCAUGAUCUCACCAAGUCACUCAUUUUCCCAAGCUGGGGCUUGAGUUUGCAAUCUCCCUGCCUCAGCCUCCUGAGUGCUGGAGUUACUGGUGUGUGCCAUGGCGCCCGGCUUCUCCCAUGGCAUUGACAUCAUCUUCGCGCAGCGAUUCUCGGUGUUCAUGGGCAUCUGGCUGCUGUGGUUCGAGCUGUGAUCUCUUCUCUACCAGAGCAGAGGCGGGCCCAGCUCAGCCGCUUCCGAAGCAGGGCGCCCUCAGUUCCCACCACAGAAGACACAUGCUGGGUGCUAGCGCAGGGUCCCCGCACGGCAGCCUCACUGGCUCUGCAUCCCAAAGCCUGGUCCCCGAGGAGUGUGGCUGAUGCAGGGUCUCCCUGGCUGGGGCGUCACAGUGGGGUACAGUGCCAGGCCCGUCCAGCACAGCCGCAGCCCCAGCGAGCCUCCUGGUCCCAGGUGUCUUCUCAGGGAAGCCAGCUCCAGUCCUCGGUCAGCCACCUCGUCUCAAAGCGGGAUGGUGCCUGGGCUGAUCGCUUGAUGCCAAGCCAGACACCUCCUGAAGUUCCUGCUUAAGAUAACGGCCUUAUUCUGCUCAUAAAUCUGCAGUCUGUUUUCAUCUGUUUGAAGCAGGGUCCGACUAUAUAGUUCAGACUGGCGUUGAACUCCUGGGGAUCCUCCUGCCUCAGCCUCCCAGAGUGUGGGAGCCAAGCACCUCCACCAGCUAAGAGCAUCCAUGAUCACUGCCUGUCAGAGCCUCAUCCAAGGAGCUCAGCUGGGGCAGCCCCUCAGAGCCCACGGGGUUGGGACAAGUCACCCUCUUGCUGUCAGCUGCCCCCACCUACUGCAUCUCCUCAAGGCCACCUCUGGAGGGCUGGCCCUCCCCCUCCCAGUGUUCUCGGGCCCUCUGGUCCCCAUCUCCGUCCUCCCUUGGCUCCUGCCACCCACUCUACCUGGCUCCAGGAUGAGCUUUUGAGUCCUAAGCGUGAGGAACUCACCCUGCUCUCUGUGACCAGGCCCGGCCUCCGUCUGUCUCUGGUUUUCCUGUGAUCCUUCCUUCCCCUCCCCCAGAGCACACUCUUCCAAUUUAGGUUCAAAUUUGAAUUCCUCCGGCAAGCUGUCCCUCCCCCGCCCCAGGCCUGUGCUCUCUGAGGAAGUCACGCGUGUGACCAACUUCUGCUGGUGCAGUGAUCACAGUGCCUUGCUCGCCAGCGCAGCUCAAGGGCUUAGCCCAGAGUAGGACGCAGAGUGAACACUCAGGCUGUGAGGGACAAUAGCGCAGAGGUCUUCAUUGGCAAAGACUGCACCGUGAAUGCAUGCCCUCGGAUCAUGCAGCGCCCGCCCUAAACACACAGAGCAGCCCAGCAAAUAGUCUCAAUGUAUGCUAAAUAAGUAAAACGAAUUGUGCAAUCUUUGGUGCUGUUAAUAAUAAAAUUAAUGUUUUGCAGAAGGAAAAAAAAAAUAACCUGAUUUCAGUGGUCUCUCUUCAACUGGCAAAGAACGCAGUUGGGAAAAAACUGCUUAGCACCACGGUCCUGAAAGCUCAGC